CCCACCCGACCCCGACGCAAAAAGGCUUCCUAUAACUAAGAAGAGAGAACAAUUUGUCUUCGCCAUCCAGGAAACAAAAAUAUCAGACCAUUGGAACUUUCUUCACGGGCUGAGAUUAAAACAAAAAAUGUUGUUCUUUUCGUAUUUUAAGGAUUUAGUAGGAAGAGAAGUGACAGUGGAAUUAAAGAAUGAUCUUGCAAUAAGAGGAACUUUACAUUCAGUAGAUCAAUACCUUAACAUAAAGCUUGAGAAUACUAGAGUAGUUGAUCAAGACAAGUAUCCUCACAUGCUUUCUGUAAGAAACUGCUUUAUCAGGGGAUCAGUGGUGAGGUAUGUGCAAUUGCCCCCAGAUGGAGUUGAUGUUGAACUUCUACAUGAUGCUACAAGGAGGGAGGCUCGUGGUGGCUGAUACGCCCUCUACAUUGUCUCCGUGGACCUGGAAGAAUAUUUGACUAAAAGGUCCUUAGUAGUUUAUGGUCUUACUCUCUCUUAUUAUGCUGCUAGACUAUGAACAGUCCAUUUUGGAAUUGUUGCUUGUAAUGACCGAUAAGGUUUAUGAUAGUUUUUCCAAUACUAUAAAUUACUGAAAGCUUCUUUUUAGUGAUCUGUUUCUGCAGCUUGAAGUUUGAGUUUCUUCUUUUUUGUCAUAUUAAAUGCAUAUUAAAUGAUGUUAAGUGUAUUUCAUGAACAGUUUUCAAAUGCGUAUCUGAUUUGUUGAG
This is a messenger RNA of Papaver somniferum (opium poppy), 719 nucleotides long. Its product is annotated as sm-like protein LSM2. Gene Ontology annotation, molecular function: RNA binding. The transcript has 3 exons. Bases 128 to 409 code for a protein of 93 amino acids. Gene Ontology annotation, cellular component: catalytic step 2 spliceosome; P-body; precatalytic spliceosome. The record is from RefSeq and is a predicted model, not a curated record. Lineage: Eukaryota; Viridiplantae; Streptophyta; Magnoliopsida; Ranunculales; Papaveraceae. Gene Ontology annotation, biological process: mRNA splicing, via spliceosome.